AUGUCCGCCACAAAGACCAAGGUCCAGUCCAUCAUCGACGAGAACCCCGUCGCUGUCUUCUCCAAGUCGUACUGCCCAUACUGCCGCCAGGCCAAGCAGCUGCUGAGCGACAGCGGCGCAAAGUUCUACGCCAUUGAGUUGGACCAAGUCGAUGAUGGCUCCGCCAUUCAGUCCACCCUUGGCGAAAUGACCGGCCAGACCACCGUCCCCAACAUCUUCAUCGCCCAGAAGCACAUUGGUGGAAACAGCGAUUUGCAGGCCAAGAAGGGUCAGCUCAACAACCUGCUCAAGGAUGCUGGUGCCGUCUAA
Molecule: messenger RNA, 309 nt
Organism: Alternaria ethzedia
Lineage: Eukaryota; Fungi; Ascomycota; Dothideomycetes; Pleosporales; Pleosporaceae
Exons: 2
Coding region: 1-309 (102 amino acids)
Biological process (GO): cellular response to oxidative stress
Cellular component (GO): nucleus; cytoplasm
Molecular function (GO): glutathione disulfide oxidoreductase activity
Source: RefSeq, a predicted model, not a curated record